Molecule: messenger RNA, 787 nt
Organism: Homalodisca vitripennis (glassy-winged sharpshooter)
Lineage: Eukaryota; Metazoa; Arthropoda; Insecta; Hemiptera; Cicadellidae
Exons: 2
Coding region: 69-722 (217 amino acids)
Source: RefSeq, a predicted model, not a curated record
AGCACCCUCCCAAUCACUCAUGAAAUUAUUCCAUGUGUUUCCCAAAUCAGACGUAAGUUGAGCCACCGAUGACAAGGAUAACUCUGGGAGAAGUGGUUUCAAUAAUAGAGCGUCUGGCAGGCCGGCGGGGAGCGCGCAUCGGAGAUAUCGUCAACUACAUCGAGGAUAACAUCCACCACUCGGUCAUACACCGGAGGUUAGACAGCGCGGUGAAGGAAGGCAUUUUGGAGAAAAGAGGAGACCGCUUCAAAUUGGCAAAAUGUUUGACAUCGGUGAGAAAAACGAGGAAAAGUCCAAGGUUGGCAGUACGUUGCCUGAAAACAUACAUACCUCAACGUCAUAGAAACACCAAUCGAAAACACCCAAAGAAAAGUAAACGUGUGGCACAACCACCGGGCUACAAUGGAGAGCAAUCUGUUUCCAGAAUCACUUCUCAAAGAACUUUUCCUUCAACCAGUACUUUCCAGUCACUUAUCUUUGGACAACCAACCAAGAGAUGUAGUGAAGAAAAUGUAACUGACGACAUGUCAUCCUGUUACCAAGAUUCCAGCAGAUCGAAAGCGUCCAACUCCUCCCGACUGGCCAGUGCUCGGGAUUCUGUAGAGAUGUUAAGAGAGCGUCGUCUCUCCAAGUCCAAAGAAGCGGACCAUAACUCUUCUGAGUCCACCAUUCAUAGUUUAUUCUGCAAAACUAGGGCUAUGCUCCCUUUCGCAUUCUGGUAACAUUAUUUAAAAUUCCGCUAUUGUAAAAGAACAAACCUGUUGAAUAAAUGUGGCACUUAAAUUCA